Oryzias melastigma (Indian medaka) is the source of this 1628-nucleotide messenger RNA. RefSeq names its product stem-loop binding protein 2 (gene slbp2). NCBI's taxonomy places the organism in Eukaryota, Metazoa, Chordata, Actinopteri, Beloniformes, Adrianichthyidae. The coding region runs from base 102 to 1130 and encodes 342 amino acids. The record is from RefSeq and is a predicted model, not a curated record. Gene Ontology annotation, biological process: mRNA 3'-end processing by stem-loop binding and cleavage; mRNA transport. Gene Ontology annotation, cellular component: histone pre-mRNA 3'end processing complex; cytoplasm. The transcript is spliced from 9 exons. Gene Ontology annotation, molecular function: histone pre-mRNA stem-loop binding; mRNA binding.
GUGAGGCGUGCGGCUGGCCCCGCCCCCCGCACAGGUGACGCUCAUUAAAAAGGUGUGAAAGCGCUCCGGCUGCGUGUGUCUGCUUGAAGAGAAGCACCGAGAUGUCAACGAGCGGAGUGGAACCCGCAGCGCAGAGCCCGCUGUUGUCCUCCAGCUUCUCCUUCAGCCCGUGGUCAUGCGUCUGUGUGACGGGCUGGUCUGCAGCCAUGUGGAACGGCCUCUCAGACCCGCUGCUGCCCCCUUCAGGAUGCUCUGCCCCUGAACCGUGGCUGCUCCCAGAAUGCAGCUCUGUCUAUGACAGCCUGGUCAGUAACGCCUCUCCGAUCCCGUCUCCGCCAGCUCUCGGCGGCAUGCGAGGACGUGAACGAGCGUACAGCAGCAAACCUCGCAGAUCAUCCAUCCUUGAGCGCUGCAUCCUCAAAGCCUCCACCAGCAGCGUGGCCGUGGGGACGGAUGACGUGGACAAGAGGCCCCCGUUUGGCCGUUGUUACCCCCGACUGCCCGACCCGGCCAACUCUGAGACCAACGCAGCGGUCCUGAAGCGACGGCAGAAACAGAUUCAGUACGGGAAGAACACCAGUGGCUAUCUGAACUAUCUGCAGCAGGUGCCAAAAUACCUGAGGGACCCGAAGCUCCACCCAUCCACUCCCAACAAGUACAAAAAGUACAGCCGGCGCUCCUGGGACAUGCAGGUUCGUCUGUGGAGGCGGGCGCUGCACCUGUGGGACCCUCCGUCUGCCAGCCAACCCGAUGAAACUCCGGACCCAGUGGAGCAGCUGCAGAGCCAGCUGGCGAAGAUGACGUCUGACCUGUGCGAGGACGGAGGAGACGAGCAGAGAGAGAAUCGUGCUCCUGCGUCCUCUAAAGUCUUCUCUGUGUCUCCGUUCUCCACCGCCUGUGAGGACUCAGCCGGAGCCUGGACCGUUCCAACCUCGCCGCAGAUGCAGACGGGCUGCCGGCCUCUCCGCUCCCCUCCUGGCCUCGGCUACUCCCACAGGAGUCUGCUGAUCCCUGACGACAAGAGCGACUGGCCCCGCCUCCUGAUGGAAACUGAUCACAUGCCAGAUUUCGGCUCUGAUGACCAGCAGGUUCCUGUGUUUUCUGACCAGCUCUUCUGGAAUCCUUACUGACCUGAACACGUCAAAGACGCCCCGCACAGCCUCGACCUCUGAUCGUGACCGCAUUUGUAUCGUCUGAUUCGUUUGACUUUUUAAAGAUGAGCUCAGAUUUCCUCCAUGGCAGCAGAAGGGACUGAUCCCUGAUCCAAGCGUGGUCCAGUCCUCCGCUCUGCCUUGAAGGCGGGACGGGGGCAGCGGUGGGUUCCUGACCUGAGCACCCCAAUAUAAUUUGCACUUUUUUGUUUGUUAAACUGCAUCAGAUGGAGCACCUGUCACCUGCACUGUUUGAGUCUUCGACUGCUGGGAGAUUCCCCAGCAUGUCCUUAACUCCUGUUCGUUGUCACUCUGUCCUUGUUGUCUUCGUUCACCCUUUGUGUCCUGCUGUCUGGAUCAGGUUCUUCCUCGUGUAUCCAUGUUUUUUCUCAAAAACAAAGUUCUGUCAGUGUUGUCACUUUUUUUUACUUGAUUUUUGCUGCUUGAAUGUCAAGAGCAAUGCUAAAAUGAAAUAAA